AUGUCUGCUCAAGAAAAUCAGCAGAACUCCGCUGUUUCUGGGGGGGCAGAAGGGAACCAGGAGCGGUCUCAGGCCUUGGUAAUGCCAUGUAACCCACAGGCAUUUGCCCAGUUCUUCACUGCUUUUGAGGCGUUUUAUAGGCAAUGCAAGCCUGCAGGCCAGGUGGCGGUGGCACAGGUGGUGCUCACGCAAGAUUGCAUCCCGGAUACACCCCCUAGCGAUUUGGACCGCCCCAGCACCUCUGCGGCCAACGCGGCAGCACUGAGGGCAAGCAAUGACUCAACAGACCGGCCCAAUACGCGAUCACAGUCCUCCAGUUCAGGCAAGUCAAAAGGGGGUCAGAAGGGUGGCAAGAAGGGCAAGGCAAGUACUCAGGGCUCUAAUACCACUAACCCACAAAAGGACGUAGGUCUCCCUAGUGUUUUUCAGAACCCGCCACCGCAAGCGGCACCAGCUGAGGGCGCCUCAGGCUCCUCUUCAGACGAGGUAGCGCAGGGGCAGCAAGACGUGCAGGUGCACAAGCACCACUGGAUGGCCAAUCAGGGAAGAGGAAAGAAAAGAGGAAGCAUACAUCAAAGAAAAGCAAGAAGAGUAAGCGGUCUGAAUCGGAGGAUGAAUCAGGUACCUCUUCAUCUGACUCAGAGAGCGAUACUCCUAUGGAGGAGUACUGGGGCCACGGGGAGGAUAGUUCAGGUCUUCCUCUGUGGGUGCAUGAAAGGAGGGCUAAUUCAUACCGCAAGUCCUUUAAUGGUUCCUUGGAAUGGAAGGAUGGUGCACUAG
Podarcis lilfordi (Lilford's wall lizard) is the source of this 780-nucleotide messenger RNA. The record is from the annotation of a GenBank genome assembly. Lineage: Eukaryota; Metazoa; Chordata; Lepidosauria; Squamata; Lacertidae.